This is a messenger RNA of Lodderomyces margitis, 339 nucleotides long. RefSeq lists its product as uncharacterized. The transcript has a single exon. The coding region runs from base 1 to 339 and encodes 112 amino acids. Lineage: Eukaryota; Fungi; Ascomycota; Pichiomycetes; Serinales; Debaryomycetaceae. The record is from RefSeq and is a predicted model, not a curated record.
AUGCCAACUGCAGGAGGAUUUGUAUUUAGUUUAGCUUCAGGUGCAGCAAUAAGGCUUUUCCAAACCGGACUCAGUGGUUCACCACCUAAAUUAUCACAAAAGUUGAUUGGCUAUGGAGCAGCAAUGUCAAUCACCGGUUCACUUUACUACUUUAUAUUGGAUCCACAGAUCAAUACCAAUAGGGAAUUGUUGAGUAGAAGAUUGACUGCCUUGAGAGAACAAAGAGAAAGAAAGCUGGAUUUGGUAAAUUUCGAAGAGCAAGAGAGUAGGUUGUUUACUGCUAAGGAUAAAGGCAGAUUCUUUAGAUUGUUUGAUAAAUACAGCCAGCCUUAUAAGUAA